AUGGCGCAACGGAGGCCUGCCCACCACAACCGUCGCAAUCCGUCCGUCGACAUUCCCAAAUAUCAACCCCAAACACACAUGGACGCCGAGGCGCAGGCGGCGCACGAGCGACAGCGCGCCCUUGCUCAAAUUUCAGACUACGACUCAGAAAACGCCGGCUACGGCUCAGAUCUACCCAUGAAGCCUCCUCCACCCCAGCGCACCACGGAAGAGCUGAAUCUCUCCGUCGUGCAACGCCACCACCCAGACGUCACGAGCAUCCUUUCCAUCGCACCAUACGCUGUCAUCUACGAGUUCGAAACGAUACCAGAGCCCGUAUGGGAGAAGAAAGACAUCGAAGGCUCUCUUUUCAUAUGCCAACUUCGGCCUGGAUCUUACGGCGAGGAUCGAUAUGCAGCUAUUGUGCUCAAUCGGCGAGGUCUGAAGAAUUUUGACGCACCACUGAUCGAAGUGGAAAAUGGCGGCGUCGAAAUCAAUGAUCCGUAUGUCAUUAUAACCUUCAUCGAAGAGGGCAGGCAGAGAAUCUAUGGCGUUUUCAUCUUCAGCGAGGGACCUGGCUCCUCCACCGAGCACUCUCGAAUCCUCAACGGCGAGCUCAUGAUCACCCUGGCCAACUCCGCCGGUAUCAGCAGAAAGGCGGCCGAAGCCUCUGCGGCAGACGCACAAGCCCGCCAUACCAAUGGUCAUGUACAGGAAGCCGAGCGCGAAUUGGAGCAGGACCCGACCAUGGGUGGCGAACCAAUGGGCCGUGAAAUUAGUUUGCAACAGCUCUUUGGUCAGCAACGAACUCGGGAUGCUGGCUACAGUGUCCGGACACAUCACAUUGAUGGCUCCACUAGCCAGGCGACACAAGCCGGCGGUUUCGAGACUCCGCAGAAUAUACAUCCGCCUUUGCCACCAGCUCCAUCUCAGCAACAACAGACCAAUGCUCUAAUGGACCUGUUCCUUGGCGCCGGCGCUCCGCGAUCGGCUGGACACCACCGGCAGGUGCAAGAGCCAAACAGCAUGGCGGGGGCUUUCCAGGCGAGCGCUGGUCAGCAGUUCUAUCAGCAUAUCCCUCAGCAUGCUCAGGUGCAGCAACAACCCAACGUGCUAGCAGACUUGUUUCGCCGAUCAGGCCUUCCUCCUCAAUAG
This is a messenger RNA of Cyphellophora europaea CBS 101466, 1134 nucleotides long. RefSeq lists its product as uncharacterized. The transcript has a single exon. Gene Ontology annotation, molecular function: enzyme activator activity; mRNA binding. Bases 1 to 1134 code for a protein of 377 amino acids. Gene Ontology annotation, biological process: deadenylation-independent decapping of nuclear-transcribed mRNA; deadenylation-dependent decapping of nuclear-transcribed mRNA; positive regulation of catalytic activity. The record is from RefSeq and is a predicted model, not a curated record. Gene Ontology annotation, cellular component: P-body. Lineage: Eukaryota; Fungi; Ascomycota; Eurotiomycetes; Chaetothyriales; Cyphellophoraceae.